UCGAGCGAGCAAAUAUUCGUUCUUCUACUUCAACGAAAUUCGAGCGCAAAUAAGCUCUAACACGACUAUUCGUGUUAUUUGUAAGAUUGAAAUUUUAAUAUGAACGAAUGCUCUAACUAUAAGAAUAUUUUGUGAUUCAAAUCGGCAUAAUUUACAUCAUAAUACUUUAAUGUGAUUCAAUUCGAGACGAUAAGGUUUGACUCAAUACAAUUCAAUUCAACACGACGCAAUUUGAUUCAAUGCGAUCAAAACGAUUGAAUACAAUAUUACAUUGAGUGUGUAACACAUACACACCAACACACGUGAGGGGAAUUGACGCAUUCGAAUUUCAAAUCCAUGUUGAAAGUUAUCCGAAUUAUUCAAAUAUUCGACUAUUUGAAUUUUUACAAUACUAAUUUAGAUGCUUAAUUAAACGAUCAAACCGAUUAAUUGACGUUCUCAAGCUGUUGGUGUAAUCAUUUGGCUGACCACUGUUCGAUGAUUGUUUCAACGAGCACGAAUGUUCUUGCUCUUGCUCUACGUUUUUGCUCGUUUAGUCUAAACGCCCCCUAACCGAAGUAUACGCAAAGGUGGGUCGGUCACCUGGAGAUAACUGUAAAAUGUCAUCAACGAAUGUAUGUCAGGCAUGGAUUUGACGCUGUUCGGUGAUAGUCUUGGGAUCUGCUGUCAGCUUGCAGAUAAUCCAGUUAAAAUGGAGGGACCAGAAGUAACAUUUUUAUUUCAGUUUGGUUUAAUUCGUGAUACUGUUACAGUUGAUAGCAGUAUAUUAACUCUUAAAACUUUGAAAGAAUUUGCUUGUGACUUUAUAAACAGUAAAUGUCCAGAGCAUGGUUUAAAUCAUUUAUUUGAACGAUUGCUUUUGUUUAAGCAUGAUUAUAAUUCUACUAAUAUUUUGCAACUUAUUACAAAUGCAACAGAAGUCAUUGAUGAAACAUUAGUGGAGAUUGUUCUAACUGCACAAGUGCCAAAUGAAGAAGUUCCCAUUCGUCCUCAUGCUUUAACUGUUCAUUCAUAUAAAGUUCCAACAUUUUGUGAUUUUUGUGGAGAAAUGUUGUUUGGUCUUGUUCGACAAGGUCUAAAAUGUGAAGGUUGUGGAAUGAAUUAUCAUAAAAGAUGCGUUAUUAAAGUACCCAAUAAUUGCUCACAUGAUGUCAGCCAGAGAAGACGUAGUUCAACAAUGCUGAAUGUACCAAGAUCUCCAAGUCAAGGAUCAACUAGUAGUUUGACCAGCAUUAGUGAUGAUAAUCAUAGUACAAAUAAUACACCUAAUGCAAGUCAAAAUAAUAGUACUUUGACAAUACCAAGCAUAGUAGCUCCCAAACAAUCUCGCUCUCCUUCACUGGGUGGAAGGCCAGUUUGGGUAGAGCGAGAACUUGCAACACGUAUAAAAAUUCCACAUACAUUUGUAAUACAUACUUAUACCAGGCCAACCGUUUGUGGAUAUUGUAAAAAAUUAUUACGAGGUUUAUUUAAGCAAGGCCUACAAUGUAAAGAUUGUCAGUAUAAUGCACAUAAGAAAUGUAUUGAGAAAAUACCUAAAGACUGUACUGGAGAAAAUCCAAGAGACAAUACAGGUAAUGAAUAUCCUGAUAGUGGUGUUGGUAGUGAACCAGAAGGGAAAUGUGAUGGUAGAAAUGAAGAAGGUGAUGGUGAUAGCGAUAUUGAAUCUCCAUCACCACCUCAACAUUCAUCAUUUGCAACUGAUGAAACAAAAUCGACAGAGGAGUACACUGAUCAAGUCCCAAGCAGCGAUGACGUUAUUUGCGAUGAAUUUCAAAAAUCAAGACCAUCGAGUUGCAGUUCUACUCCAAGCAAUAAUAUUCCUCUAAUGCGUAUAGUGCAAAGUGUUAAACAUACAAAACGACGCGGUUCAAAAGUUUUAAAAGAGGGUUGGAUGGUACAUUUUACAAGUCGUGACCCAGUGAGAAAAAAACAUUACUGGCGGCUUGAUACAAAAGCUAUAACAUUAUUUCAAAGUGAAAGUAGUUCCAAAUAUUAUAAAGAAAUUCCAUUAGUUGAAAUAUUGUCUAUAGAAACAGCUAAAACAUCUCGUUCGCAAACAAUGCAUUGUUUUGAGUUAAAAACUGCCAAUAUUGAUUAUUAUGUUGGAGAAGAUUCUUCAUACGGAGAUAAUUGUAGCCAAGUUCCCUCACCAGAAAGUGGUGUUGGAGCACAUGUAGCCAGAUCGUGGGAAACAAGUAUUAGACAAGCACUUAUGCCAGUAACUACUGUAUCAGCUAAUCAAGAACAGUCCACAGAACCCGAAGAAAAUGUAACAGAUAUGUCUCAGUUGUAUGAGAUUUUCCCAGAUGAGGUGUUGGGUUCUGGCCAAUUUGGUACGGUAUAUGGAGGUGUCCAUCGUAAAAGUGGUCGAGCAGUUGCCAUAAAAGUUAUCGAUAAGUUACGUUUUCCUACAAAGCAAGAAGCACAACUUAAGAAUGAAGUUGCUAUUUUACAAAAUCUUUCUCAUAGUGGAGUUGUAAACUUAGAACGGAUGUUUGAAACUCCAGAACGAAUAUUUGUAGUGAUGGAAAAGUUAAAAGGUGAUAUGCUGGAAAUGAUAUUGAGUUCAGAACGUGGUCGCCUCAGUGAACGAAUAACUAAAUUCCUAAUUACGCAGAUAUUAGUAGCAUUAAAACAUUUACAUAAUAAAAACAUAGUACAUUGUGAUUUAAAACCUGAGAACGUGCUGUUAAGUAGCGACAGCGAAUUUACACAAGUAAAAUUAUGUGAUUUUGGUUUUGCUAGAAUCAUAGGAGAAAAAAGCUUUAGAAGAAGCGUUGUAGGUACUCCAGCAUAUUUAGCACCCGAAGUUUUAAGAAAUAAAGGUUACAAUAGAUCUUUAGAUAUGUGGAGCGUUGGUGUCAUUAUUUAUGUAUCUUUAAGCGGUACAUUCCCAUUCAAUGAAGAAGAAGACAUUAAUGAACAAAUUCAAAAUGCUGCUUUCAUGUAUCCACCAAAUCCUUGGCAGGAAAUCUCAUCUGAUGCGAUUGACUUAAUUAAUAAUUUACUACAAGUAAAGCAGAGAAAGCGUUUUACCGUAGACAAAAGUUUACAACAUGUGUGGCUUCAAGACUAUCAAACAUGGUGUGAUUUACGAGAACUAGAAGCAAAAGUAGGAUAUCGUUAUUUGACCCAUGAGAGUGACGAUGCUCGAUGGCUAGCGUAUGGUAAUCAACGCACAUGACAGAACUUCCCGCCUACAUUAAACAUCGAAACAUUGCCAAAUAAUUUGUCGAUAUAUAAAGGCUGGGCUCGUAACGCUCGAGCUACACUGCGACGUUUUAUUCGUGCCUGAUUUGAACAGAUAUAUGGAAGGAAGUACAACUUUAUCUUUCAUUGUAGAUAUAAAAAGAAACUAAUUAAUAGAACAUUUAUAAGCGUAUCUUCUAAAACGUUUUACUUAGCGGAUAAGAAUUUUACUUAAAUGAUAUUUGAUUAGACUGCAAUAUGUAAGAUAAAACACUGAACAAAAGAUUAUAGCAAAAAAGCGAUAGCAAUGUCUGUAUGAAAGUUCUUGAGGAAUUUUAUGAAUCAACUUGAACAUGUUUUAAUACAGUGAGAUUCUCUCAAUAAGGUUUCAAUGCUAUUAAGAUAUUACGAGAAAUGUUUCAAGAAAUAAUAGAUAUAGUACAAUUGUGACAUUUCUAAUUAUUUUUUGCUGCGAGAUAAGUAAUGUUUCAUGUUGUUUUAUCAUUUUAAUACCGAAUACUUAAUAUUUUAUAAGUAAUUCAUAAGUACUAAUCUCUUAACAUGAACAUGUUCUUCAGCUUAAUGAUAGAAUCUAGUAUAUAGCAUGUUUUAUAAUUGCGCAAAUAUUGCUUACAAUUCAAUAAUUAAAUUUAAAUAGUACAUAAUAGUAUGUACAAGCGUAUAGUGGAGUUUCGCUAUAUUGUCUCAGACAAAGCCGUAAGAGCCGAAAAAAUGAUAGUCAUUUUCUUUCAUACAAUACUUGAUUGUUAAAGUCUUGCUAUCAACAUAUUGC
This is a messenger RNA of Megachile rotundata (alfalfa leafcutting bee), 3985 nucleotides long. RefSeq names its product serine/threonine-protein kinase D3 (gene PKD). NCBI's taxonomy places the organism in Eukaryota, Metazoa, Arthropoda, Insecta, Hymenoptera, Megachilidae. Gene Ontology annotation, cellular component: cytosol. Gene Ontology annotation, biological process: phospholipase C-activating G protein-coupled receptor signaling pathway; protein phosphorylation; intracellular signal transduction. The record is from RefSeq and is a predicted model, not a curated record. Gene Ontology annotation, molecular function: protein serine/threonine kinase activity; ATP binding.